GCACGUGCGACCCACACAUGAGGAAAAUAUUAUUGUAAAGACAAAAAAAUGAAGAAAAUAAAAAAACUGCGCCUGUUUAGGAGGAGAAAGGGAGAGGGAGAAAAUGGGUGAAGUAGCGGAGACAAUGAUGAAGAAGAAGAAGAAAGGAAGGCCAUCUCUAUUGGACCUUCAGAAGCGAGCUCUGAAGCAACAGCAAUUGCAGCAGCAGCAACAGGGGAAGCGAGAUGAAUCACAAGAGGAGGACAGAUCCGGUAUCAGAAACCCUAAUUCGGGCCGCCGAUCCAGUCGACGGAGCUCCAAUCUCAACGGCGUAUCCCCCGGUUCAGCAUGGAUCGAUGACGGUGACGACAAAGUGGACGUCGAAGACGACGAGCGUAGGGAGAAAAAGCACAUGCUCUUGCACGGCUUGAACUCCCAUGUUCAUAGGCAUUCUCCUAAUUCCCAGUCAGCCGGUUCCGAUCUGAACCACGACGAUCCCAGCGAGAAUCCCGAGGCGUCCGUCAAGCGGCGGAAGAUCGGCGGCGGCUUUCACGGAUCUGAUGAUACGGGAGAAAAGGGUUCGAUAGCGACAGGCAUUCCUCAAGAUUCACCCAUGGAGUCUGAACCCACUACUCCUUUGCCAGACAAAAAGUUGUUGGUGUUCAUCCUCGAUAGACUUCAAAAGAAGGACACUUAUGGGGUGUUCUCAGAUCCAGUUGAUCCGAAGGAGCUUCCUGAUUAUCAUGAGAUUAUAGCAAAUCCAAUGGAUUUCAGCACAGUUCGGAAGAAGUUAGAUUCUUUAGCAUAUGCUAACUUAGAGCAAUUUGAGAGAGACGUGUUUUUAAUAUGUACAAAUGCGAUGGAAUACAAUUCACCAGACACCAUAUACUUUCGACAGGCCCGAGCUAUGCAUGAGAUCGCGAAGAAGGAUUUUGAGAAUUUGAGACGAGAUAGUGAUGAUGAAGAACCGCAGCCACAGCAUAAAGUGGCUAAAAGAGGCCGUCCUCCGGGCAAGAGCCUGAAGAAACAGCCUGAACCAUCUUCCAUUGAUCCCACUACAUCUGAAAUUUCAGCUGAAGCUUUGAUCACUGCCAUGGGAGAUAGCUCUAAGCUAUCUGGUGCUUACAAUCUAAGAAAAGCACCUAAUUCGCAUAGGUUUCGUCCUGCAGAAACAUCCAUUAGAUUGGGUCAUCAUAGUGGCGAGACUCAGAGUGGCUGGUCGAUUGAUUGGGAGAACGAGUUUCCGUCUUCGGUUGUGAAGGCUGUCAACAAGUACGGGAUGAAACAUGUCGAUGAGAACAGACGUGAUACGUAUAACCAGCUCUCGGCCUCCAUGCAGGAGCCUUCCGUCUUAACAACAAUUGAAGACGAAUCGAAACAAUUAAUUCCAGUCGGAUUGAACACUGAAUAUGGGUAUGCUCGGAGCCUGGCACGGUAUGCUGCAAAUCUAGGCCCGGUUGCCUGGAAAAUCGCUUUGAGGAGAGUAAAAACCGUUUUGCCUCCUGGCAUCGGAUUUGGUCCCGGGUGGAUCGGAGAGAACCCGGCUCCCGAGGAUCCUCAAGAGCAGAUAAUAAUGUCAGGAAACCCGAGAUGCUCAAACGACAUGGUGUCUGAUGAUCAUGUAAGCAGAAUCCUUUCUCCAACUCCCUCUUCUGUCUCGCAUGCCUUCAUAGGAAACAGGCAUUCUUUGCAAGAAGGUGAAGAAAGUCUACCUGCUCGAAUGCUGAAUCCCGAAACCAAGUUUUCUGCAGGCAAUAGCAUGAACCACAUGACCCCGUCUUCAUCUUCCUCGUCCCCGCAGAUUCAGCAAUCGAGGCAAAUGAUCGACUCCGAGGGCAAUGGCUUAAUCCGUGGUUUCAGUGGCUUAAACCACAAUCGGAACCAGAUGUUGGGAACUGCAUUGUCUCGACAAGGUUCAUUGCCGUUCAACAAGCAAGAAUUCCAUCAGUUUCCACCCGACCUAAACGCUAGGCUCGUCUCCCCGAGCUCACCGACGGGCCAGACGGGUUCAUCACAGAACCCGGAUUUAGCAUUACAGCUCUAAAGAUGGAUCGGUAACAUACAUAUAUAGAUGUUUACACAUCUUUCUUUGUAGCUGUCUCAGCCAAAUCAUGGUCUCUGGGUAUCAUGAGAUGAACUCGUGUGGAAAGUUAGCUUUAUUUGUGUAGGAUAAAAAUAUGGGGGAGGCUUUUAUGUACAGAUUGUUGGAGCGUCCGGAAUCUGGAUUCCAGAUUUUAUUUUUUGGGUAAGAACCCAAAAAGAAGAUGAAACCACCCCCCCCCCAGAAUUCCGUAGAUUAGAGUAUAUGAUUUUGUAUUUAUUUUUGUUAGCAUUUUGAAUGUGUAACAAAAUAGCAGAAUGAAUGAGGAAACAAUGCGUUAGAUUUGUGUUA
Molecule: messenger RNA, 2371 nt
Organism: Tarenaya hassleriana
Lineage: Eukaryota; Viridiplantae; Streptophyta; Magnoliopsida; Brassicales; Cleomaceae
Product: bromodomain-containing protein 9
Exons: 10
Coding region: 104-2023 (639 amino acids)
Molecular function (GO): protein binding
Source: RefSeq, a predicted model, not a curated record